UCCAAGAAGUUUCAAACUCCAAGAACCGAAAUUCUACCAACCAUGUCUGCUUCCACAUCCACUCAACUACUUCAAGGUCUGCUUGCAGACUUGUACAGUAGAAGGCUGCUACUCCACAACUACCAAACACCACUGACAGCAGCUCCCCCAGCCCCUGGAAACAACCACAAUUCCUCAGAUCCUUACACUGGUGACAACAGCUUUGAUGCAAAUGUCAUUAUGGUUCUUUCAGUCCUCUUGUGUGCCCUAAUUUGCUCACUGGGACUAAAUUCCAUCAUUAGGUGUGCAUUAAGGUGCUCAAGAUUAGUAGGCAUCGAGUCAGGUACAGACCCAUCAGCUCAUCUAGCCAACACAGGUGUCAAGCGAAAAGCUUUGAAAACUUUUCCAACAGUAAACUACUCUGCUGAUCUGAAGCUGCCCGGCUUGGAUUCAGAGUGUGCCAUAUGUCUAUCAGAAUUCACUCCUGGCGAACGAGUAAGGCUUUUACCCAAGUGCAACCACGGAUUCCAUGUCCGGUGUAUUGAUAAGUGGCUCAGCUCACACUCAUCUUGCCCUACAUGCCGGCACUGCCUCAUAGGGACAUGCCAAAAGAUUGUUGGUUGUAGCCAAGCUAGCUCAUCAGAAGCUCCUCCACUGGUGCAAGAAACCAUUGUGAACAUAGGACCUCUAGAACCUGAAGGUUUGAUACACAACUAUAGGUGAACAACUGAAGUAAAUUUUUUGUUGACCAUAUUAUGUACUAGCUAAAAUUUAGCCCUAUGCCAUAUGGAUGUUAGUGCUGGAAAGGCUUCCAUUUGAGCUAACAGACCAGGGGC
This is a messenger RNA of Rubroshorea leprosula, 815 nucleotides long. The record is from the annotation of a GenBank genome assembly. NCBI's taxonomy places the organism in Eukaryota, Viridiplantae, Streptophyta, Magnoliopsida, Malvales, Dipterocarpaceae.